Messenger RNA from Fomitopsis serialis, 1291 nucleotides. RefSeq lists its product as uncharacterized. The transcript has 6 exons. Lineage: Eukaryota; Fungi; Basidiomycota; Agaricomycetes; Polyporales; Fomitopsidaceae. Bases 33 to 971 code for a protein of 312 amino acids. The record is from RefSeq and is a predicted model, not a curated record. Gene Ontology annotation, molecular function: hydrolase activity, acting on ester bonds.
GAUCCCAGGACUGGACGAGAAAACCAACCAAGAUGUCCUUCCAGCGUGUCCUUGCAUCGGUUUUCCUAGUCCUGGGUUGCGCGCAGUGGAGCGCGGCCCAGGGGCCUUAUCCAGGUCAGAUCAAGAACUUGGUGACCUUCGGGGAUUCCUACAGUGACGUUACUUCUGGACAGGGCGAUCCAGGAGACAACGCCACUGCCUGGCCCGUCUAUGCAGCCAUGUAUGGCGACUUCACCUUGUAUCCGUACGCGAAAUCUGGCGCAACAUGCUCAAACUAUCUUACCCCACGUCUGUUCCCUUCCGUGUUUGAAGAUGAACUGCCGCUCUACUUCACCGAGCGUGAGAAUGGUUCCCUCGUGCUGGAUCCGACGGAUACGAUGUACACACUCUGGAUUGGAACAAACGAUGUCGGGGUCACCCUGGUAGACACUAUUGGUUGCGCGGUGGACUGGGUGAAGGUGCUGUAUGGCGCUGGAGCGCGGAACUUCGUCGUGCAGAACAUGCUCCCACUGCAAUUGACAAUUCUGUACUCCGCGUACUCAUAUCCCAACCGAUACUGGACAGAACAACGUAACACGACCGAAUGGAAUGUCUUCAUGACAGAAAUCACCAACACUGGCAACGCUUUGUCUGCUGCGAUGCUCUCGGCCUUGACGCCGACACUGGCGGGUGCACACCUCGGCAUUUUCGACUCGUAUGGGUUAAUCUCGGACGUAUAUGCUCACCCGCAGAACUACCUGAACGGCUCGGCAUCCUAUAACGUCACUGGAUGUAUCAACUCGUGCGCGUACCAGCUGAAUGAGAGCACCGCUGGCCCUGUUACAUGUGAUGUCACGGAGGGCACGGCGCGCGAUAGCUUCAUGUGGUACGACGAGUUGCACCCUUCAGAGCAGACAGAUAGAGUCAUCGCCAGGGAGAUUGCUGCUGCGAUCGUACGCAACUCAAGCACUUGGAUCGACUGGUUGAUCUAGACGGCUUAAGGGUCGUCUUCGAUUCUCGGAUGAAUCGUCUUGCUUUCCUUCGUAGACAUGUAUCAUUACUUGGGGUGACGGGGAUUUGGGAGAGUUUCCGCGAACAGUAGACAACCAUGCUCUGGUUGAGUCCGGGUAUGGCCAUGCGCACGGAGAAAGAGGCGGUAUGGACUGAGCAAAGCAGAGAUUUAACACCAGAGUGAGCUGUAUGCCUCUGUAAUUUGCGAGGUGAAUGACCGCAUGAGGCUGCCAGGGGUGUCAUCGCAGGACCUGGCAUCAUGGAUGUCGCAACGUUGAGCAUCAAGUGGCAGCGAAGCUUG